AAAGAUCUAUGGAUUAAAAAGUCAUGAUCACCAUGUAUUAUUGCAAGACAUUCUCCCAGUUGCAAUACGUGGUUUAUUGCCUAAAGAAGUGUGUGAACCAAUUAUAGAGCUUGGAAAUUUUUUCAAGAAUCUAUGUUCUAAGUCUUUGACAAUCGAAGGUCUUGACAUCUUGGAGCUGAAUGUGCAUGCACAUUAUGCAAACUUAAAAUUAUUUUCCCGCCGACAUUCUUUGAUGUCAUGGUUCAUUUGCCAAUUCACUUGGCAAGAAAGGAAAAGCUUGGUGGACCAGCUCAAUUUCGAUGGAUGUACCCUUUUGAGAGGUAUUUGCGAACACAAAAGUCAUAUGUUCGCAAUAAUGCUCAUCCAGAAGGUUCAAUUGCCGAAGGUUAUUUGGCAGAGGAAAGUCUCACAUUUUGCUCAAGAUACUUAAAGAAUAUGUCAACCAAGUUCAACAAACCGGCCAGGAAUGACGAUGGAUCUAUGUCAUAUUGGGAGAUGUCUAUCUUCAAAAAAAGUGGGCAAAAAAAAAAGGUGGUUCAGAAGGCAUCAUGCUCUCUCAUGAUGAGUUCAAACAAGCAUGUAUGUAUGUGCUUAAAAAUUAUGAAGAGGUUCCGCCAUUCAUGGAGGAAUACCAGGGAGAGAUUGAAAGACAAGGUUCAAUGAGUGAUGAGAUGCAUAACAGUGGGUUUCUUGAUUGGUUUCGUG
This is a messenger RNA of Nicotiana tabacum (common tobacco), 705 nucleotides long. The record is from RefSeq and is a predicted model, not a curated record. Lineage: Eukaryota; Viridiplantae; Streptophyta; Magnoliopsida; Solanales; Solanaceae.